AUGACUACCGCCAAUUGUAUUCUGAUCAAUGAGGCGAAUCCACACAUGGUCAAGUUCAAAGUCAGAGGCAAACCUGCUUUUAUCGAUGACGAAGACAGUCAGCUGAGUAUUCUUGGCUUCAUCAGAGCUGUGUCAGAUCAAUUCGCCAAACAAGCAGGACGAAAAAUCAAUCUUUGGCGAGAAAUCCCGUGCAAGUUGAAUUUUUCGAGCAAAUUCAUGUUCAAAACGAAUGGAAACCGUCAACUUUCGACUGGCUCACGCCUAAAUGUGCGAAGAAGCUGGAAUUCAUCACCAUGCGCGAGCAAAAUGGAUGGCGAGAAGGACUUGUUCGAGUCUUGA
This is a messenger RNA of Oikopleura dioica, 339 nucleotides long. The record is from the annotation of a GenBank genome assembly. Lineage: Eukaryota; Metazoa; Chordata; Appendicularia; Copelata; Oikopleuridae.